Cooperia oncophora is the source of this 639-nucleotide messenger RNA. Lineage: Eukaryota; Metazoa; Nematoda; Chromadorea; Rhabditida; Trichostrongylidae. The record is from the annotation of a GenBank genome assembly.
AUGCUAGGCAUAGUGGAUAGGAUUCAAUAUAAAUUCCUCACGAAGAGACGCCUAUUCCUCGCAACACUUACAAUAUUUGCUACUAUCGGUGUAUAUUCCCUUGGCGUGGGGAUCUGGUUAUACCUCGAAAGGACGGAUUUUCAUGAAUUAACGCCAUCUUCUUUCUCUGCCUUUUCAACUGCUGGUCUAUGUUGCUCCACAGGUGUUGCGGUUUGGAUUAUCUGCACCGUGGGAUUCAUCAGUGCUACGGCCUAUAAUCGUCGCCUUCUGUAUACGUUCAUUGGUUUCGUCAUUUUGCUCGCAUUCAUCCAAACGAUAACGGGUAUCCUAGGAUUCGCCUACAAAGAUGCUACACGUGAACACGUACGUACGGAUUUACUUCACAACAUCAAUCGUCAGACUUUAAUGACUGGCAACGGUCGUUUUUUUAACUUGACAUUAAACCUGGGAUCGACUUCAGAAAUCGGUAAGUGCAGUAUUCCUACGGUUGUUCCUUUCUCUUUUGUUUCUGACGUAUUUCUCCCCUGUUUUGAUGGCAAACCCCCUUUUAUGAGGAGUAGCCAACUAUAUUUCGCGGCGAUUUACUUUUUUUUGGCGUUACAUUUUUCAUUCAAGGUAAAUGCUAGGGAUACACGUUGA